Messenger RNA from Galdieria sulphuraria, 810 nucleotides. RefSeq lists its product as uncharacterized. NCBI's taxonomy places the organism in Eukaryota, Rhodophyta, Bangiophyceae, Galdieriales, Galdieriaceae. The transcript has a single exon. Gene Ontology annotation, molecular function: COPII receptor activity. Gene Ontology annotation, cellular component: COPII-coated ER to Golgi transport vesicle; endoplasmic reticulum membrane; Golgi membrane. Gene Ontology annotation, biological process: endoplasmic reticulum to Golgi vesicle-mediated transport. Bases 33 to 755 code for a protein of 240 amino acids. The record is from RefSeq and is a predicted model, not a curated record.
AAUGUAAUGGAAGAGUGGACUCUUUGAAAAGGAUGAUUUCGUUCUUUGUUUUAUUGGUUUGGUUAUCAGGUUAUGUAUUGAUAGGCUUUUUGUCACUAAGUGUGGCAUGUGGUUUAUAUUACUUAGCAGAACUUACUGAAGAAUAUACGACAACCGCUAAAAAGGUGUUGAGGUUCUUCAUACAGUUCAACCUUGUCAUUCACGGACUAUUGUGGGUUUGGGAACGUUUUCCCUUUCUUUAUGUUGCUUUAGGAGUUGUAGCGCACUUGUGUUAUUUCGAACUUUUAAGGGGUUUUCCGUUUAUUGAGCUCCGGUCCCCUAUUUUUCUGUCUUGUGUGGUUACUUUUAUUCUGAACAAUGUUGGUUGGAUGCGCUUUUUCUUAAAUCAUCCGCAGUUGUUGGAGGCUUAUGAGCUAAGCCCUGUUUUGCCUCUUUUCUCGUUCUUCGCGGUGGAAGUAUGGUUGGUUCCUUUAGGUUUCGUAACUUCUCUUUCUGUAAACGACAGUGUGCUUCCUGGUAGUGGCGCGGAUGUUCCUCGUGGUGUUGGCGGUUCGCGUUUUGGAAAGCUUUCAGGAGGAGAGUGGUUGACUGCUUCAGGUCUUACUGGUAAAGCUGACGACACUUUGGAUGGGAUAUCUACAGUACGUCCAAAGCGAAAAAGUUUGAUAAAGGCGUUGACUGGCGUGGCAACAGAUGUGGCUAAGAAAUUUUCUUGGAACAGUUUUAAUAAUAACAAUAGGAAACGUCUAGUUUAACUAUCGUUUGAUUGGUAUUGUUUUCUAGUUGGCUAAUAAAUAGUGUAUCAUAAUU